UUAUGCUACAAACUAUAGAGGUGAUGUCAUUCAGGUGUAUCUUUCAUCUAUUAAAUUCCUCCACCACUGACUCUUUGGCCAAACCCCUCCUCCUGUGACACUAUAUAAAUGUCACGUCACCAAACAGAGUCAUCAUUCUUUACUACACGCAGCAUCCAAGAAGCUCCCAGACUUUCUGUGAGAGGGUUUUUAUUUUUUGUCUUUGAGACAGAAGAAUCAAGCCAACACAUCAAGAUGGGCAAGAUCCUGUUUGGAAUCAUUGCACUUGUUGCAUCUGUCAUGCUGGUUGAGUCUCUCACCUGUUACAAAUGUGAUACGGUGUUGCUCGGUGCCUGUCUCGGCAAAUCAAGUAUAAACUGCACAGAAGAUCAGAAGAGCUGUUUCACUGCACAUGCCAAGUUUAGUCCUGACCUGUUGGAUAUCCACGAUCGUGGCUGUAUAGAAGAUACUAAGUGCAAAAACAGCACCGGAACAAUCCUGAAUUUUAACUAUGUCAUCAACAUGACCUGCUGCAAUAAAGACUUGUGUAACGGAGCCACCUCCAUCCAGAUGCCUCUGGCUACAGCUCUGUGUGCUGCUCUAGUGGCCAUGUGGAGCCAGUGGGGCCUUUGAGGAAGUGGAUGGGUUGCUUUACAUUUCAGUUUCAAAAUCAAAUAAUUGUUUGUCCUUUAAUUUCAUGAAUAUGCUUGAGAUAACAUUUGCAUUACUUUAGUGUCCCCAUGAUACAUAAUGGAGGGUCGGUGGCUGUAUGAUGUGACUUAACUUCCUUCCAGGUCUAACGGGAGGCUACAUUUACUGUUUGAGCAAUUUGAAGCUAUUUGUAUUGUAUCUGGACUAUCUGUGCUAUUAUAUUAAUUCUCAUGCCUUUAACACCUCAUUAAUAUUCAAUUAAUUAAAAAAUCUUGAAUGACACCACUGUAUAGAUUUUGGUGUGAAACCUUUACAUUACAGUGCUGAUUUAAAGCAA
This is a messenger RNA of Monopterus albus (swamp eel), 967 nucleotides long. Its product is annotated as prostate stem cell antigen-like. The record is from RefSeq and is a predicted model, not a curated record. Gene Ontology annotation, cellular component: membrane. The transcript has 3 exons. NCBI's taxonomy places the organism in Eukaryota, Metazoa, Chordata, Actinopteri, Synbranchiformes, Synbranchidae. The coding region runs from base 109 to 612 and encodes 167 amino acids. Gene Ontology annotation, biological process: sperm-egg recognition.